Lagenorhynchus albirostris (white-beaked dolphin) is the source of this 199-nucleotide messenger RNA. RefSeq names its product cytochrome c oxidase subunit 7C, mitochondrial-like. The record is from RefSeq and is a predicted model, not a curated record. Gene Ontology annotation, biological process: mitochondrial electron transport, cytochrome c to oxygen. Bases 1 to 195 code for a protein of 64 amino acids. The transcript has a single exon. Lineage: Eukaryota; Metazoa; Chordata; Mammalia; Artiodactyla; Delphinidae.
AUGUUGGGACAAAGCAUCUGGAGGUUCACAACCUCUGGGGUCUGUAGGAGCCACUGUGAGGAGGAGGGUCCAGGGAAGAAUUUACCAAUUUCAGUGGAAAACAAGUGGCGGUUACUAGCUAUGAUGACUUUGUACUUAGGGUCUGGAUUUGCUGCACCUUUCUAUAUAGUAAGACACCAACUGCUUAAAAAAUAAUCCU